GACAUUCUCUUCUACAGAAACCAAAGCCAAAGCCUCGGCCAUCCGUCACCAAGACUCCGUGGGAAAGUAAUUAUUUUGGGGUGCCUUUGUCCACUGUAGUGACUCCAGAAAAGCCUAUUCCCAUCUUUAUCGAGCGAUGUAUUGAGUACAUUGAAGCAACAGGGUUGAGUACUGAAGGCAUCUAUCGUGUGAGUGGAAACAAGUCUGAAAUGGAGAGUCUGCAGAGACAGUUUGAUCAAGAUCACAAUCUAGACCUGGCAGAGAAGGAUUUUACAGUGAAUACUGUGGCUGGUGCCAUGAAAAGCUUCUUCUCAGAAUUGCCCGAUCCCCUGGUACCGUACAAUAUGCAGAUUGAACUGGUGGAGGCCCACAAAAUUAAUGACCGAGAGCAGAAGCUACAUGCGCUCAAAGAAGUGCUGAAGAAAUUUCCCAAGGAGAACUAUGAGGUCUUCAAAUAUGUCAUCUCUCAUUUGAACAAGGUCAGUCAAAACAACAGAGUGAAUCUGAUGACGAGUGAGAACCUCUCCAUCUGCUUCUGGCCCACCUUGAUGAGACCUGACUUCAGCACUAUGGACGCUCUCACUGCAACGCGCACCUAUCAGACAAUCAUUGAACUCUUCAUCCAGCAGUGCCCCUUCUUUUUCUACAAUCGACCAAUUAUCGAGCCCCCCAGUGCUACACCCAGUUCUCCGUCAGCGGUUCCUGCCAGCACACCUUUCUUAUCCAGCACACCUGUGAUGACUCAGCCGUCCCCACCACAGACACCUCCUCCAUCACCACAGUCUCCUCUCCAGCCUCUUCUCCCAUCCCAGCUUCAAGCGGAGCAGCACACACUGUGAACUGGCGUGGGAGAAAGGAGGUUUGGUCUUUUCUCACAUAGCGUGGAGAUUGGAAAGAAAACCCAGGGUUCUGCUGUCCCCCUCUCUCUACCAUCCUGUUGCAAGCUUCAGCUGUGUUGGCAGUCUGAGAAAGCAGGAACAAGUUGGGGCAUCAGGUGCAAAUUUUGAGCGUUCCAGACAGGUGCCUGGGGCUGGAUUGAAGAGGACAUUGGACCUUUCUCUUGUUUGUAGGGGUGGGGGUGGGGGCACUUUUGAGUACUGAAUCUGUUCAAGUGUGAUUGGUUCUGAUCCAAGCCAACCUACGUUCAUGACAACACUACCGAGUUCAGUCUAGGGCUCUGAGAUCUCUUACUUCUGUCCACUUGGCUGCUUGUACAGAACAUGUCCUUUUACUGACUCUUCGCCACACCUUCAGCUGUGCGUGAGAAAGAUUCUGCCAGAGCGCAGAGCCACAGAAACACCCAAACACGUUCCGCAGGAUAUGGUUGAGGCUCAUGCAACAGUUUUAAAAAAAAAGACACUAAUUUUGGGGACCGUAACUCAGAGCAAUCUCACUGCUAGCAGAUCAGCGUAGCUACUCUGAAAGCUGCAUCGCCACAGGUCUGGACCCAGGAUCUCUCUAACAAGUACAGCUUUGUGUGUGGACAAAGCUAGAAUGUAACUUUCUCUGACUUAACUGAUGACCAGGGUGGGAAGUGAGAGGAAUCUCCCUUCAGAACAAAAGGACACUGGAAAAUUAACAUGUUCCCACCAUCCACUGGUUUUAAUCAAGCGAUGAGAGACGUGGCACAGACGAUGGCCCCUUUUCCUUGGAAGCAGAACUACUGUGCAACAGGGUCCUUAGGAGAGUUCAGGCUUGUUUGGCUUAGCCAUGCCUUUUCCUUGACAAAUCACGACAUAUCUCUCACCCUGGUAGAAUUUGGCAUUAGCACUUACAGGAUGAGAGGUUUGGAAACACAGUAGAUGUUUACUAUCAGACAAGCUGGAUUUUGAUUCCUUUAAAACACUAUUGUUACUGAAACACUUUUGUUAAACUGAGUAUGGGGAGGGUGGGGAGCAGGUGGUGGGACUAGAACACUUUUUUCUUUUGUUGGUGGAAAGGUUUUUCAGUCCAGCACUUAUUGUGCAAUGAGGUUGUGAGGGAAGCGUGUGUCUGCAGUGUGUCACAGGGCUCUGAAGGCGCGGACAGUAUUGCAGCUAACUUGUCCAUGGCAGGGACUGCAGUAGUAAGACACUUCUAGCAGCCCUCAGUUGGGUGGCUGCUGAAGCCUCUGUAAAUCUUGAGGACAUUCUGGCUUUGUGAGUAAGACUUGGUGCAAGUAUCCCUGCUAAACGGGAGGGUGGAGUACGUUACUGGUGUCCCCUCAAGGCUCUGAUUUUGUUUGCUUAAAAAAAAUUGGAGCCAGCCUGAUGGCAUUGUGAGAGAGGGACCCACCUUCCAGGCCCUCCUUGUAUCUCCAGCUAGUAGCAGUUAGGUGACACACUUUGGUUUUUUGACAAAGGGUGGCGCCCGUUCACUGCAUUCUCACCUGCUGCUGGUUGACGCCACAAAAUUAGCAAGAAAGGUAGGGAGUGAAUGUUGAAGGGGAGUGGGUGGAAAAAAAAAAGCUGUGCAUGAGUAAAAAGGAUGGUAGGUUCUCAAGGCUCCAUCUUGGACCAGCCUUCAGGAUCCAUACUUGGAUCCCUGGUAUGGUGCCACCACAGAAAAGCGUGUGCAAGUUUAACUAGUGCUACAUGACAUGCAAAGUGCUAAUUUGGCACCUAAACUGCUGUACCUGCUGUCCUCUCCCUCACCUCCAUUUGCAUGUGCUUUGUGUGUAUGUCGUCCAGUCCCAUCCACAGCCCUGCUGUCCUGUCCCCGGCCCCUCUAGAUUGUCAUGUGCGCAUGUCACCUUCGUCCUCCUCCCUCUCUCCUCAAAAGUAAGCUGCUGUGUGUGCGAAUCACCUCUUAAACCUGUGUUUUCUCCCCAUCUCCUCUCUGUGUGGCCUCCCUAUCCUCAGUAACAUAGGGCAGUUUUUAACUGGAGUUUCUAUGGUACCAAUGGGAGAAAUCCCUACAAAGACCCUCCUGUGUCUCCUCGCACUUUAAUAUGGGAUCUGUGGUUUAUCACUAUUUUUUAUCUUUCAAGGAUGUUUGAGUCCCUAUAUCUAGGCAGUUAAAAAAAAUAAUUAAAAACAAAAAUAGCCUCAAAGCACGCCCUGCCCUCCUUACGCCCUUUGGCAUGCAGAGCCAGCUCUCGUGAACUGAAUCCCUCCCAUAAAUAAGCUGGGUUAUUUAUGUACUGACAAAACUGCAUUUAAAGUUAUACCUAUGACAGAGUAAUGUGCUUGAAAGUACUUCUUAUAGCAUUCCUCCAAGUUUUAUAGUCUCAUGCUUUAAAACAAAAGCUUUUAUGUAAAUAUUGGAUGACGGUUUUUUAGAACUUAAACCCCUUCCUUCCCCAUGAGAGCCCUUAGGUUGUGUAUGUGUGAUGCUAAUGUUCUGAGUGGAGAAGGAGAGUUGAAGCCCAAGGUUGAUUCCUUUCAAACCUUUCACCAUAAAAUAAGGACCCAUCUGUGUUCCAUUGGACUCUCUCGCUUCUCUGUAGGCAGUGAAUAUGGGAAAGGUUUUUUUGGUGUUCUUCCUUUGGAUUCUUUGGGGUCAUUUUGCUUUGUGUAAAAAAGUUUGUUUCUGUGCCUUUCUAUAGGUCUGAUGCUAAACUUCUCUCUAGACAGCUCUUGGGUACCUCUUUCCAAAGUCUGCUCAGAACAGAGCUGUCCUGUCUGAGGAUGGUGAGAGGGCGGGACCCCUUCCUUCACACACA
Messenger RNA from Chelonoidis abingdonii (Abingdon island giant tortoise), 3643 nucleotides. The record is from RefSeq and is a predicted model, not a curated record. NCBI's taxonomy places the organism in Eukaryota, Metazoa, Chordata, Testudines, Testudinidae.